AUGGACCCCUACAGCAACCCCAUCGCCGUGGUGGAGGACCCCUACAUCAGAGGCUUGUCCUACGCCUUGGUGCAUGGAAUGUACAUCAAGCUCCUGCUUUGGCCGGUCUUCUUGUGCUACGACUACUCCAUGGAUGCUGUGCCACUGGUGGAAUCUUUGCAGGACGCGAGACUGCUGCUGCCCUGCGCAGCAUACCUGGGCUUCGUGUUGUGCGGAUGUCACACGCUGCAACGCCUGACCGUGCGCGGCGCGCACAGCGCGAAGGGCGCCGUGCUGGGCCUGGCGAUCUUCGUCUUGAGCUUUUUGCCCAUGACGAACCUGCUCUUCCCCAUCGGCACCUUAGUGGCUGAGCGGCUGCUGUAUUUGCCCUCCAUCGGUUUUCUGGUCGUCCUUGUGUGCUUCGCCUACGACUGGGCUCGAGGUCCUGUCCGCUGGUUGGCUUUCCUGUUGGCCGGCAUGCUGCUCGCGUGGUGGUGGUGGCUAUGCCACGCACGGGUCGGGGAUUGGAGGACUGUGGAGCAGAUCACUCUGGUGGACGGCUUGAAGCAACUGAGGUCCUCCAGGACGCAGUUCAACCUGGCCAACCUCUAUUUGCAGUCGCAACGUAUGGACGAGGCCUUAGCCGCCUAUCGCCGCGCGGUGGCCGCAGAUCCGCAGGAGCGCGAUUCGCAGCCGCUCUACCAUGCGGGGCAAAUCCUGAUGUACAAAGGGCACUACCAGGAGGCGGAGACCCUUCUCCACAAGGCGGUCACCGGCUACUUCAGCCCGCUGACCUUGCACGAGGAGGAGGUCUGGCACGACUAUGCGUUGGCCUUGUGGCACGUGGGGAAGCACAUGGAAGCGGCGGAGAACUUCCAGAACGCCAUCAUCACGAACCCCAGCUUUCCCAAAGGGCAUAACAACCUGGCAUGUGCACUGGUCCUUUUGGGGCUCUCCAGCCAACCGGUGAACAUGCCACUGGUGCAACAAGGGCUUCAAGCCGCAGAACACGCGAUCACCUUGGCUCCUCUGGUGCCGCUCUACUGGCGCAACGCCGCGGUGCUCCUGUCGCUCGCCGGCGACCUCGCCGCGGCACAGGGCGCCUGGGAGCGCUUCCGGCAGAUGGAUGCGCCCACAGCGGCGCGGGAGGAGGUGCAGGGCAUACCCCGAGAUUGCACCUGGGAGUUCUAUUUCCGCUGA
Messenger RNA from Durusdinium trenchii, 1179 nucleotides. The record is from the annotation of a GenBank genome assembly. Lineage: Eukaryota; Dinophyceae; Suessiales; Symbiodiniaceae.